Molecule: messenger RNA, 1172 nt
Organism: Chenopodium quinoa (quinoa)
Lineage: Eukaryota; Viridiplantae; Streptophyta; Magnoliopsida; Caryophyllales; Amaranthaceae
Product: pentatricopeptide repeat-containing protein At1g31790-like
Biological process (GO): RNA modification
Molecular function (GO): RNA binding; protein binding
Source: RefSeq, a predicted model, not a curated record
UAGGUUUAUGGACUGCAAAUGUCCAAUCUCCAAUCACACACUAGAAGAUGGCUUACUAGAGAGCCGGGUGCAAUGUUUAGUAAUUUCAAAAAAUGUAUGAAUUCCGUGAAAAUGUUUACAUAAUUACUACCGAUAUUUAUGUUUCUCUUGUUGUUGAAUGCACCCAAAAACGAGACGCCAUUGAAGCAGCAGCAAUUUAUACUCACAUGAAGAAAAACGCUGGAAUUGUUAGAUUUUUGAAGGGGUCUACUGGGUUGUGCUUGCUUAAUCGAAUUUUGUUGAUGCUUGUGAGUUGUGGUUGUUUUGAUGUUGCACACCAACUGUUCGAUGAAAUGCCGCGCAGAAAUUUUAUUUCUUUGGCUAUUGUGAUGGCUGCCCUUAUUGAUAAUCAUCUUUUUGAAGAAGCUUUAGGGUUGUUUGUGAAGAUGUAUAGAUGUUUUGUUUAUCAGGAGUUUGAUUCGGGUUUGGAAGUUGUUUUGGUUAGUUUUCUUAAGGCUUGUGUACAUUUAAAGGAGGUUGAUUUGGGGAAGAUGGUUCAUGGGUGGAUGCUUAAAAUGGGUUAUGAUAGAGGAUUAGUUGUUGACACUGCAUUGGUUGAAUUCUAUGGAAAAUCUGGGUGUUUAAUGGAGGCUAAUCAUGUGUUCUUUGACCUUAUUCGUGUAGUUGAUCAUCGCGAUACUGUGCUUUGGACUGGUGUUAUAGUUAACAAUGGCCGCGAACAAUGUUUUGGAGAGGUGAUAAGAAUUUUUCGGGUGAUGGGCGAGGCCGGAGUGAGGAUGAACGAGUAUACAUUCUCUACUGUUCUUAAGGCUUGUGGAAGAGUAGGUGAUGGUGGAUUGUUUGGACAGCAAAUUCAUGCCAAUGCUAUAAAACUCGGGUUUGACAGUCAUGUUUUUGUGAUGUGUGCUCUUAUUGACAUGUAUGGGAGAUGUGGAUUGUUGAAUGAUGCUAAGAGAGUUUUUGACAGGAUGGAUCGCAGGAAACGAAACAAUGCAUGUUGGAACGCGAUGGUUACUGGUUUUAUACACCAUGGAUUGUACAUUGACGCCUUAAAGACCUUGUACGAAAUGAAGGCUGCAGGUCUGAAACCACAGAAAUCAGUAAUGGAUGAAGUCAGGCUUGCCUGUGGUAGUCUGAAGCUAGAAAUAACAUGAUAAAUACUAACAGGAACA